Molecule: messenger RNA, 2089 nt
Organism: Carya illinoinensis
Lineage: Eukaryota; Viridiplantae; Streptophyta; Magnoliopsida; Fagales; Juglandaceae
Exons: 5
Coding region: 68-1768 (566 amino acids)
Biological process (GO): protein polyubiquitination; proteasome-mediated ubiquitin-dependent protein catabolic process; protein autoubiquitination
Cellular component (GO): ubiquitin ligase complex; cytosol; nucleus
Molecular function (GO): ubiquitin protein ligase activity; cyclin binding; ubiquitin conjugating enzyme binding
Source: RefSeq, a predicted model, not a curated record
CGGGAACAGCCAACGGUGGCUGCAGAAGAACUCGUACUGGAGCAGCGAGGAGCAGAGUAGAAGGACUAUGUCGACCCAGAACCCUACGAAAUGGCGGUUCACAUGGGAAGCUCAAUCUCACGUCCCAAUCCUUCGGUUAUUCAUCUUCGAUUCGUACACUAAUCCUUCCACUCAGUGCCAUAAUCUCAAGGUCCAUCUAAAUCUUUCUAAAUCUCUGGUACUCGUUAGCUUCUUCGAAGACCUUGAAGUCUCGCUUAGGGUUCCGGCUCCUAGGGUUUUGAUCGACUCCGAAACUCCGGUGAGUUUCCGAGCCUUAGAUGAUCACAUUGAGGUCAAGCUUGUCCUGCUUCUUCCGGUGGAUCAUCCAAUCGUUACGAGCUUCGACUCCGUGUUCAACUUGUCCCAAGGCAACGAAAUCUCGUUCUACGAUGCAUCGAAGCAGCUAGAAAUGGACUCUGAUCUGAAGAUUCUGUGUUCUGGUGGAGGAGUUCAUUUUUACUGUAGAAGUUGCUCGUUUAAGCUGACAAAAAAUCAUAUCAGAAAUUUUGUUGAAAUGCCGUCAGUCGAUUGGAGAGAGGUGGCUGAUAACUGGUUUGGGACUUGCUGUUGUUCCUUUGGAGGUGUAAGUGAGAAGUUGGUGACUAGAUAUGCAAAUGCCUACACAUGUGUUGAGGGUACUUGCCAAUUGAAUUCAACAACCAUUACCAUUUCCAAGAAUGAUCUUGUGGAAUGGAAAUUCCCUGAUUGGGUUGGAUGCCAGCGUAAUUUUUCUGGACCAGAUUUCAAACACGACGAUGGAGUCAGUGAAGCUAUUCUAGAUUCUGGAAGUAAGUGUGCAGGAAUCAAAACCUGUGAUGAUUCCAGUGAGGAAAUGUGCGCUUCUAAAGGAAAACCAAGGUUCAUGCAUUAUGAGAAUGAAAAUAUUGCUUCAAAAUUCAAAUGUGGAGUUAAGGAGGAAGAAACUAAUGAUGAUGCUUCCUUUUUAUUGUUGCCAGAACCAAAUCUCUCUAAAGAUGUGGCAUCGGCACCUGGUUGUUGUGGUCAUAUUAAAAGCCAAGCUCUGAAUCAUAUGGAUGAAGGUUGCACACAUCAUGUGUUUGAGACUAAGGAGAUCAGUGAAAAUCAGAAAUGUUUGCUCAAUGGCUUUCUUGGGAAUAUAUUCAUGGUUAGAUCCUUCAAUCAGUCGGCUGAUAUUGAGUGGAUUGAAUAUGUUUGCCCUCAUUGUUCAUCUCUUCUUGGAGCUUACCCAUGUGGAAAUGGUUCUGGGCCUAUAGAUCUUGGAGUUCGGUUAUUUAAAUGUUAUAUUUCCACUUGUUUGCCAGUUGGGGGAUCGGGAGAUUCAUUCAGGAAGUAUACCUUGGAAAGAAUGUUUACAAAUCAACUACUGGAAAGUGCAAAGGAUGAAUCAUCAUAUCGGACUGUGGUCAGGGAUGUGAAAACAAAAUCCCCCUUGCUGCAAAUCGUUCUUCUGAAUCCAAAUUCUUGGUGCUUUACUGGUUACUGUUUGGGCGCAGACGAGAACACCGGAUCAGUUUUGAAUAUAAAUCUGCAGCCUGUUAUCAAAGUGCUAUUUUCUGACUGCAACAACAGUUCGGAAUCCAAAUCAAGGAUGAUAGAAGACUGGGAAACAAAGAAUUUAGCUGAUGAAGUUUUCAUGUUGACACGUCAAAUAAAAGAAUUGAUUAAAUCCCUGGUUUCGAGAAAGGAUAUACUUCCACCCUCGUUUUCUUGUCUUCAAGGUUUAUCUUUGUCAUCUAUGCAGAGGUAAAGUACCCAUUUCUGUUCUAACCAUAUAUGAAGUUAGAAGACUGGGAAACAGAAUUUAGCUGACCAAGUUUUCGUGUUGGCACGUCAAAUGAAAGAAUUGAUCAAAUUUCUGGUUAGUGGUUGCGAGAAAAGGAGAUACUUACCUCAUUUUCUUGUCUUCAAGGUUAUCUUUGUCAUCUAUGCAGAGGUAACAGUCCCCAUUUCUGUUGUAACUGUGUAUGAAGACCGAGAAAAAGUGAUGUCUACCCCUUUUAUGAUGAUUUUGUUGAAAGAUCAUACAUUCAUGUUAUCAAUGAAAGAGUAGCAAAAGCAUUUUUCCAAA